AUGGCGCCCGCCGCCCGAUGGUCCCCGCCGCUCCUCCUCCUCCUCCUGCUCGCGGCGACCACGGCCACGGCGACGACCACGACGGCAGAGCAUAAGCACCGGUCCGACUCCGACCCGCCCCCGUCGCCGACGCCGUGGCCGGAGCGUUUCCACGCGGUGCUGUUCACGAACCUGACCAACUACUCGGACGCCUCCACGGGCCCGCCGCUGCGCAUCACGGACCUCUACUACGACUGGCCGUGGCGGCGGAACCUGAACCUGGUGCGCCACCAGCUGUCGCCCGACCCGCUCUACGACGUGGAGUGGAACAACCGCACCACCUUCUACUUCGACUCCUCGGCGUGCCGCGUCGAGCAGUUCCCCGUCGGCGUGCUGCCGCCAUGGUGGCUCUCCGGCGGCGGCGCCGAGUACCUGGGCCGCCGCGCCGCCGGCGGGAUCGACUGCCACGUGUGGGGCAAGGCCGGCUUCAUCUUCUACUACGAGUAG
Miscanthus lutarioriparius is the source of this 486-nucleotide messenger RNA. NCBI's taxonomy places the organism in Eukaryota, Viridiplantae, Streptophyta, Magnoliopsida, Poales, Poaceae. The record is from the annotation of a GenBank genome assembly.